GAUGAGGGGCAGCACACACAAAUAUGUAAAGCCGAGCGACAAUCAACAUUUUGUUUUUGUCGCUACCGUUAGGCCGGCAAGUGAGUGUGCAACAGCAAUUUAACAGUGAGAAUAAUAACGUUAAUGCCAACAGUCAGAGCAUAAGAAACCAGAAGAAGAAACAUUCAAAAAUUAUAAAGAAAACGUAAAAAAGAAUAAAUUUUCAAGAUAUUGAAAUCAAUUGAAGAACGAAAGAAAUAUCAAAGAGGUGAGGUGAGGUGAGGUGAGCUGUUGUGACAACCUUGGUUGAGGUUGAGAAUUGGACACAGUCGUCAAGGAACUCUUUCCCGAAGCAGAGGAUAUGUAUUCGGCAGUAAAGCCACUUUCCAAAUAUCUACAAUUCAAAUCGAUACGCAUCUAUGAUGCCGUAUUCACAAUACACUCCAAGUGUACGGUGGUUAUAUUAUUGACCUGUUCCCUGCUGUUAUCGGCCCGACAAUACUUUGGGGAUCCCAUACAGUGCAUUAGCGAGGAGAAGAACAUUAACUAUGUGCAAUCCUAUUGCUGGACCAUGGGCACCUACAUCAUCAAGCUGGACAACUUCAGUGAGCGCCUUCAGCUGCCAGUGCCACCAACUGCCAGCGGUGGUCGUGGCCGGGUUAGUCUCCGUCGACUGGCGGACUACAAUGAGGAAUAUGCACGUGCUCUGUCAAUAGCUGAGGGUGUCGGUCCUGAGGUUCGUGGCCAGACACAGCGGGAAUAUUUACGAUACUAUCAGUGGGUCAUCAUAUUGCUGCUGUUUCAAUCGUUCGUCUUUUACUUCCCGUCCUGCCUGUGGAAGGUGUGGGAGGGUCAGCGUCUCAAGCAACUAUGCUCGGAGGUGGGCGAGGCUCUACUCUCGGAGCAGACAUACAACACACGAUUGCGACUGCUGGUGAAAUAUUUUACCACCGAUUACGAGGACAUGCACUAUUGCUAUAUGGCCAAAUAUGUAUUCUGCGAGCUGCUUAACUUUCUCAUCAGCGUGAUGAACAUACUGGCUCUGGAGGUGUUUCUCAAUGGAUUCUGGACCAAAUAUAUGCAUGCUUUGGCCACGAUACCAUUGUACGACUGGGAUAGCUGGAAUCAUAUCUCAUCGCGGGUCUUUCCCAAAAUUGCCAAGUGCGAGGUACUCAAAUAUGGCGCCAGUGGAACGGCCAGCAUUAUGGAUAAUCUCUGCAUAUUGCCGCUCAACAUUUUAAAUGAGAAGAUCUUUGUUUGCCUGUGGUGUUGGUUCCUUCUAAUGGCCCUUAUGUCGGGCCUAAAUCUUCUCUGUCGCUUAGCCAUGAUGUUGAGCCGGACACUCCGUGAGCUAAUGAUACGCAGUCAAUUGCGUUUCAUGACCAAACAAAAUGUGCAGCGUGUUUUUAGAAAUCUGACCAUCGGCGAUUGGUUUCUACUGAUGAAGGUCAGCGUCAAUGUCAAUCCGAUGCUCUUUCGGGAUCUCAUGGAGGAGCUGUGCGAGUUGCGCUCCUCGCCUAGCUCUACAUCAUCGCUAACACUACUCGAGAGUCCCGCUUAGCCCAAAAGCUCAUUGCCCAUAUAUCGUGAAUCGCGUUUACCAUAUCUAUUAAAUUUUUUUUUUUUUUGGUAUACCCACCACAGUCGAAAGUCGACUCUUAAACUCACUGUGUAUAAUUAUAUAUAUCUUUUAACUUUUUUCGAACAAGUAUAUUUAGUUUAAAUUAA
Molecule: messenger RNA, 1707 nt
Organism: Drosophila innubila
Lineage: Eukaryota; Metazoa; Arthropoda; Insecta; Diptera; Drosophilidae
Product: innexin inx5
Exons: 2
Coding region: 341-1540 (399 amino acids)
Biological process (GO): phototransduction
Cellular component (GO): gap junction; plasma membrane
Molecular function (GO): gap junction channel activity
Source: RefSeq, a predicted model, not a curated record